AUUUGUCAAACAGUUGUCACAUUUGGAUCCAAUUGAAAGCAAACAAACAAAUCAAAGCAAAUGAAUGAAGAAGUAUUGGCACAGAGGGAGAGCGCCGGCGGACGUAUUGGACACAUGUGUGCCUUUGAUGGCCAGACUUGUCUUAUGUAUGUCUUCGGAGGAUAUAUGGGAUAUACUGACGAAAUGCAGACAAACUAUUUGUCGUCAGAAGAGCUUUGGGUUUACGACACACUCAUUGAAAAAUGGUCUAUGAGGAGGUGUACCGGAGAGACAUCAGCGGCCGAUAUACCGACCGGCACUUCGGGCGCCUGUUGUCUACUAAAUGGUUGUUAUAUUUAUAUGUUUGGCGGUUAUAAUGAAGAGGGAAACUCUAACCAACUCUACAGACUUAAUAUGAGAACAUUGAAAUGGAAACUAUUGAACCCAUCGGGCAAUAGACCGCUUGCCUGUGAUAAGAGUGUUUGUUGGCAUUACAACCAAAGAAUUUAUAUAUUCGGUGGUUAUGGCUGUAUCCCAGACACUGAUGACUAUAAUUAUCAGUUUGUUUUCGACCCGAAAUCUCAUUGGCAUUACAAGAGAGGAUGGAAUAAUCAAUUGGUUUAUUACGACAUUGAAGGCGACCAAUGGGUUUGGCCUCACGUUGAAGGCAUAGCACCCUUACCUCGUGCUGCACACGCCGCAGCAAUAGUCUCACAUCAAGUCUUCAUUUUUGGCGGAAGACAUCAAGGAUUGCGAAUGAAUGACAUCUACUCUAUUGAUAUGAGACAAAUGUCUUGGAAUGAAGUCAUGGCUUAUGACACAAAUGAAUCCAUUGUACCGAUCGGCAGAUCGUGGCAUUCAUUCACUCCUUUAUCUGACCAACAAAUAGUAUUAUACGGAGGAUUCAGUCAAGAUAAUAGACCUCUCAGUGAUUGUUGGAUAUUAGAUAUCCAGUCCAUGACAUGGAUCAGUAUAAACUUACCAUUCAAUAAGCCUCGUCUCUGGCAUUCGGCCAUUGCAUCGCCGUUUGGGGAAAUCAUAUUGUUUGGUGGCGCCCAACAGAAUAUUCUCAAUUUCAAUAAUCUGCAGAAUACCAAAGAUCUCUAUUCGGGGGAAAUAAUAACACUUCGAUUCGUCCCAAAGUCACUGUUGAGACUGUGUUUGGACGCAUCGGUUCUCAAUUCGCAGUCAUUGCAAAAGCAAUGGAAAUAUUUGCCAAAACAUAUCAAAAGGCUUUUGGAUUUGAGAAAGCAAACACUUUUGACAAACUCAGCCGGAUCUUAAUUACUCUCAAACUAAAUUUUCUACUGAUUUACUUUUGUUUAUUAUUUGCUUGUUUGCUAAACAAUAUAAAGUAAUUGUCAGAACUGUCCGAUGUAUUGGAAUUAAAAAGGAAGUAGGUC
Oppiella nova is the source of this 1382-nucleotide messenger RNA. The record is from the annotation of a GenBank genome assembly. NCBI's taxonomy places the organism in Eukaryota, Metazoa, Arthropoda, Arachnida, Sarcoptiformes, Oppiidae.